GGUUCUCGUGUUACUCCGGCGGCGGCGAAAGAGCUCACUUCGUUCCUUGUUGGUAAAAUGAAAGAAAUCAAAGAAGUCACUCUGAACAUCGAAGACUCUGAUCUCACAGUUUUCAACUCUUUACUCGACCAACUAAUUGAAGCUGAAAAUGUCAAGCUGGAGGUCCUGCGUAUAAAAAGACGCAAGGGCGGACAAACAAUUCCGAAGGUAAUAGUUAUGCAUCUGGAACGUCUCUCACUGAUGAUGUUUGAUCUUGGAUUAGAUGCAUCUCAGACAGCAAUUUGUGAUCACUUUCUUGAGAUAGCAAGAAGUGGAGUUACGUUCGAUCAUCUCUCCUAUACCAGCUUUGUAGGAUUCGAUCCCACAGAUGACGUUGUGCAGACAUUCCUGGAUCGCUGCCAAGUGAAAAGCCUUCGUUUGACGAUGAUGCGUGGACCGUACAUUGCACCGCAGCCGGAUUACAUGGUUGGCAAGGUUCGUCAAGUCCAUCAUAUCGAGCUGGGCGAAGUGGUCGACAAGCCGAACAUCUUCAAUUCGCUUGUCACUUAUGAAAGUGUAUUUAAAAAGGUGUUUCCGAACGUACAAGACAUUCACUAUUUCCAGCACUGGUAG
Haemonchus placei is the source of this 612-nucleotide messenger RNA. NCBI's taxonomy places the organism in Eukaryota, Metazoa, Nematoda, Chromadorea, Rhabditida, Trichostrongylidae. The record is from the annotation of a GenBank genome assembly.